AUGGCCAUCAAUGGAGACGAGUGCAAGCUUUUGGAUGGCGAAUUCGCGGCGCUGCUGCAAGUACUUCUGGGACUCAUUGCGUUCUCCGUACUCGUGUUCAAGCGUCUGCGCGAAGUCCCUCGACGUCCGUUGAUCGUGUGGUCGUUCGACGCGUCCAAGCAAAUGAUUGGCGCGACGUUUGCCCAUGUCGCGAAUUUAGGGAUCGCGCUGGUCCUGUAUUCGCACCAGCAACCAGUGGAGAAAGCUGACAGCAAAACUGUGGACCAAUGUGCACUGUACUUUGUCAACUUUACGCUCGACACGACGUUUGGCGUCGUGCUCAACUACGUGCUGCUCUCGGCACUGGCGCUCUUUGCGCUUCGCAUGGGCUGGGUCGCACUGCAGACUACUGGGGACUAUGGCACGCCUGUCCAAGUGCGCACGUGGCUCUUGCAAGUGCUUUCGUGGAUUGUGGUGAUCUCUACGUGCAAACUGAUGAUUGCAGCGGUGAUUCUGGUCUUCCAGCAACCGCUUGGCGCGUUUGCCGUGCUGCUUUUCAAGCCGCUGGAACAGCAUCCAGACGUCGAGUUGGUGCUCGUGAUGAUUGCGUGUCCCUGUCUGAUGAACGCGCUGCAGUUUUGGGUGCAAGAUAGUUUCCUGAAGAAAGACGUGCGGGACGAGAGCUUUGUCGUGGCUCAGGCCGUGCAGUCGCCUCAUCCCCACGUAGACGGUGAGUCUGGUAAAGUGCCUGCUCUCAAGACACCUGCAGCCGAGAAGUGCAGUGAACCUGGAAAAGAAGAGGCGACACUUGCUGUUGUGGCUCGUGAGGAGAAGCAGGAAGCGGAACCGGAGGUAAACGAGUCAGCUUCACCCGUCGUGCCCAUGCAAACCAUGCCCUGUACUAGUGCUACUAGUAGCCCUCCUUCAAUUGAAUAG
Molecule: messenger RNA, 915 nt
Organism: Hyaloperonospora brassicae
Lineage: Eukaryota; Oomycota; Peronosporomycetes; Peronosporales; Peronosporaceae
Source: the annotation of a GenBank genome assembly